UUACUCCACAGCUGCAAUGUGAGGAGCAGAUUCCGCACCCUUUUGAGGCACGCAUCCAUCCGGGUGGGUUCCCCCCGAGGUCACCCUGCUGUGUCCCCACGCAGGUGAUGAUGGCGUGUUCCUUGGAGCAGGCGUUGGCUGUGAUGGUCUCUACCUUCCACAAAUACUCGGGGAAGGAGGGGGACAAGUUCAAGCUGAGCAAAGCGGAGCUGAAGGAGCUGCUCACCAGGGAGCUGCCCGCUUUCGGCACCAAGCAGAUGGAUGAAGGGGAGUUCCGGCGCCUGAUGAACGACCUGGACCACGACAAGGACAGCGAGGUGGACUUCAAGGAGUACGCCUGCUUCCUGGCCUGCGUGGCCAUGGGCUACAACGAGUUCUUCCGCGAAGCCCAACGGCCCCGCAAGAAGUGA
This is a messenger RNA of Tympanuchus pallidicinctus (lesser prairie-chicken), 410 nucleotides long. Its product is annotated as protein S100-A4-like. The coding region runs from base 108 to 410 and encodes 100 amino acids. Gene Ontology annotation, molecular function: transition metal ion binding; calcium ion binding. The record is from RefSeq and is a predicted model, not a curated record. Lineage: Eukaryota; Metazoa; Chordata; Aves; Galliformes; Phasianidae. Gene Ontology annotation, cellular component: cytoplasm. The transcript has 2 exons.